AAGGAAGUGAGAACUCAAAAAGAAAAAACAUACAACAGCCGGUGUUCGCCAGUGGUCACCCACCUGACUACUAAUCUGCCGGUUAGUGGCUUGUCUAUGGGGGAGCAGACGGGACCCCGAAUUUUCCACUACCUAUGGUCGUAUGUGCCUACUUCUCUUUCGAAAUACCUUAUAACGACA
This is a messenger RNA of Trichoderma harzianum CBS 226.95, 180 nucleotides long. RefSeq lists its product as hypothetical. The annotation marks the transcript as partial. NCBI's taxonomy places the organism in Eukaryota, Fungi, Ascomycota, Sordariomycetes, Hypocreales, Hypocreaceae. The record is from RefSeq and is a predicted model, not a curated record. The transcript has a single exon.